Molecule: messenger RNA, 1095 nt
Organism: Linum trigynum
Lineage: Eukaryota; Viridiplantae; Streptophyta; Magnoliopsida; Malpighiales; Linaceae
Source: the annotation of a GenBank genome assembly
GCCUAUAUUUUUCCUCCAAGUGACCACAUCCUAGAUCUGACUUCCGAAAUGGAGGAUAUCGCCUUUGUGAUGCCGGGAAUUUGUGCAACCCAGAUCCGCGUUGGAGAAGGGGCUUUUGAGAUGGCGAAUAUUGUCCAGAUCGUCGACGGUUGCUUCCGCACAGGACGGUUGGGAUUUUGGACUGCUACUAUUGUCGCCACAUCGGGAAUGGCAAGAGGGAAGAUUGACAGCGAUGAUGAUGAAGAUGAUGAGGAUUUAGGGUGUGGAACGGCAGAACGACAUAAAAAAUAGGGAGAAAAGGUCGGGUUAGUGAUGGUAAUUUGAACCCGCUCCCGCGAGUAUUACCCAACCUGACCCGUGAUGGGGUGGGUAUUACUCGAACCGUAGUAACGUGGGACGAGACAUGGGUAUCUACUUCCAACCAGCACUGCCCUGCCCCGCCCCAAUCUUGGCCCAUUUUACCUCAAAUACUUACAAUAUAUACUCUCAUAUUUCUCAUAUUUUGACUUUUUUUCAACUAGUUAGACUUAAUUACAUGUUCUAUUAUCACUACUUUUCAUUUAUAAAAUUUCCCCCCUUCGUUUUAUCGUUAAAAGUAAACUUUGUGUGUAUUUUUUUUUAUAACAUAUAAGAGUGGGUCGACCCACCCGCCAUGUACUCGCACGGAUAUUACCCGCUCCGACCCGUAGUAGCAUAGGACGGGGCAUGGAUAUUGAGGUACCCGCCUUUCCCCGCCCCAUUGCCAUCACUAGGUCGGGUGGGGAAUUGAGUUGAGUUCAAUGACAUGUAAGAUCGAAUUUUGAGUUUUUCGGGUUAAAAUUGGUUGACUGGACUUUCUGUUAAGUCAUUUUCACAAAAAACUGACGAUGUUAACAGAGGCUGACAGAGACUAACAAAUAGUGACUAAACGUGAACUAUUUAACUCAUCUUAGUGACCACGAAUGAAUAAAAAACUCAUCUGAUCAAACGUGAUUUUUUUUUUUGGGUAGAAAAUGGGGUGCUAAAAGGGCAGCCCUGUCUGGCACUUAAAUUAAACGAUUUUGAGCAAUGCCCAUAGUGUCAUACAGAAUCCAGUAAGAAAGACCUGGAUCCGAA